UGGGAAGCGGGGUACAACCAGCGUUCCUUGGAUCCAGUGCGUACACGGCUGAUCAUCGACGCGAUGACGACGGCCUACUCGCAGGCCUCGAAGACUUACGAGCUGCCCACACUGAAGUUGGGGCCGUUGGGGUUGGAGAAACCGAAGCCGUGGGUGCGUGCACAGCGUCUGAAGCUCGAGGACUGGAAGGACGAAAUGGCGGGCCAAUACUACUACUACGCUGUUGUCGGCCAGCAUAACGCGGCCGCCGCCAGAACGCUGUUUGGCACAGACGUGGCGGUGAGGUACAACUUCGAGAGGUGGCCUGCGCGAAUGGUGUACUUCUCCGACGCGGAUUUCGAAGGGUAUUUUCUGGGCAUAAGGAAGCAGAACGCUGCCCUCCGAUCUUAUUUCGCACUUGCGAUGGUCGGGGAGAGUGUGUGGAAAAUGGGAAUGGAAUUUUUUGAGAAAUGGGAGACGGGCAGACUGCUGGCACCCGAAGGGGCGAAGUGGAUCGAGAAGAAGAAGAAGGUGAAGGGCGUCAAGGCCGGUGUGAGCCACAUCGAGAAUGAUAAGACCGGGCGAAAGGAGGUCGUCUACAACAUCCCUGUCGAAGCGCCUCAAAAGAAAGGAAAAAAAGAAAAGAAAUCCGGUGACUGGUUCGUCCAAGUCAACGAGCCGGAUCCGCACUGCUGGAAAAGCAUGGAAGCCCUCACGGACAAUAAGAAAUGUCGGCUGCUGAAGAAGGUUCUCAACUGCGAGGUGGUGUGGGUGCAGACCGGCUCCUCUGCGUUGGCAAAGCAAGGGAAGUUGGGCAUGCAAGAGGCAGUGCAUCUGGUGAAGUGCGACCGCAUCUUGGUGCGGUUAUGGAACUACUACCAGUUCAAGUAUGAGAAUCUGCCCGACUCCGACUGGACGCGUUCGUAUCCCUUCCUGCAGAAAAGAAAGGCGAUUUUGGCGCAGUUCAAAAGUCAGGGACUGGAUGCAGCAUUGUGGGACGGAAGCAGGAAACUCGUUGGAGACUCAUCGUUGUUCAGAGACUGUCCCCCGUUCAUGGGCUGCGAGGACGACAAGUCGAUCAAGGCGACGGAAAAACUUGCUCUCAACAAGAAGUUGUCCAUCGACUGGAAGAACAAGGUCCUUUCCGUGCUGACCGGCAGCAGGUCGAAGAGCAUGGAUGUCGCGCUCGCCGAAGGCAUGGUGCAUAUUCGGUGGCAGGACUCGGGGGAUGUGACAUCCAUCACCCCCUUCGGCGUCGAUCCUCUGGAGGCGCAGAUGAAGGUCGUCGAGUUGGAGAAAGCGGUUGGGAUCACGAAAUGCCACACUGCCGUUCUUGAUUUGUGCGAGCCUGUGGACAUCACACAGUGGACACAGCAAGCUUUCGAGAGUUUGAAUGCCCUUCUACAACAUUUGUUCUCUUCGCACUGGACGGUCGUUGCUUUCGUCCCCCGGGAGCACGACUACUACUUCAUGACCAGUCUGCGCCAUAUGUCCGUUGUCAAGGCAAUGGCAGGAAAGUGGGUAAGGAGGCCGCAGCAGAAGAAAAGUUUCGCGGUCGGCAACAACUUGUACUCAGUGGACGACCGCAUGUACAUCCUCUUCAAAGGUGACGACUUGCGCGAGAACACCUCUGUCGUUUACGAUGCGAGGUUGGAGGCGGGUGAUGCUGCUGCUGUGGGGGCACAUGUUAAAGUCACACCGACGGACAUCUCGGAGGUGUCGUUUGAGCCUUGUGAAUGGCCCCUGGUCAUACCUGGCCGUGACCGCAAAGUUUACAAGGACAUGGAACGGAACCCCGCGCAGUUGGCCCAUCUGCUGGAAUUCGUGUGCRAAAAGGGGRAGGGUGUCAUGUUUCUCGRGAAGGCGCACKCGCAAGUCGUGUGGGAGGCUUUGAAGGGCGGUCGCAACGUCAUCGCGUUGGAGGGGAAUUCGGAGUUGCUGCAAUACACGUUGGAUUUCCUGAAAGGCGCGGUCAACUCGGGAGCCCACCGCUGCGAGUUCAUUUCGAGGACGGACAAACCGCGACGCGCUUGGGAGUCGUCCACGGACAUGUGGUUCAAACUAAGCGAGAGGAAAAGGGACAGGAUAUAUGAGUUCCUCUUCCUGGAGACGCGACCCAGGAGGGACAGUGACCCUGAGUAUACUCGACGCAGGGAGCACAUGUUGGCGUUGCUGGACAACUACCACGGCGCCUCGCGUUUGAAUGCGAAGAACUUCCUGGACCGGCUGGAUUGUUUGUACUUUGUCGAGUCGGAGCAGGAGCUCCGGGUCGCGAGUUACAGUGCAUUGAUUGACACGGACGAAGAGGCAACGACCGAAGUCGUUUUCGACACGACUAUUCCGGAGGAGGAUAGCGACACCGAGGAAAUCGCCCUGAAUUACCUCCCUGCUCCUGUUCUUCCGCCCCCGGGCUCCUCGACGGGAGGUGCAUCGUCAACCCAGGCCACUCCAGCGACGCCCGUUCGCAGGUCCACCCCCGGUAAGACCCCCAACAAGCUGUUGGCGAAAGUCACACCCCGUACUGUUGCCCCGCCUCGUUUGCGUCCAGGGAGUGCAGUCCCGCCGGAACAUCCUUCUUGGAAGGAUGAGUCCAUUCACUUUGAAGGGCACGACCACACUCGUUCCAGUGAAGCAGACUGGGGUCACGACAUAAUUUGGCACCCGAGAACGAUCCAGCCUGCAAUCCGCGAAGGGGAGUGGAUCAUGGCCGUCGUGGACUCGGUUGGGCAGUGGGAGUCAUGCUCGCGGCUUCCCAAGUCCGAGUACUUGCAACUCGCAAGCAGUGGUGUGGCAGAUAAAGUGGCGUCAGAGAACCCCCUUCUCCAGGCCACCGACCCGACCGUCGUUGAACACGCUGAUCUUUUGUUUCUGGAGCUUCAAGACAAGGGGUGGUUGGAACUCUCGGACGAGUUUUACGACCUCGAUACGAGCCCUUCGAAGGGAAGCGUGGACUGGAAGGUCCCCCCUGCGACGGGGUCGCUAGGGAGUGCAGGAGGGGGACCUCCAGGCCCUCCGGGUGGUGGAGGGGGUGGGGGAAGCAGCAAGGGGACAAGAGAGGGCGCCGCGUCAGGGGGAUCGGUUGGCACUCACGACCAGGGCAGAACAGUGGAAAGCGGCGGCCGGGUCCGGUUGUUGAACGUUGCUGACAAGACGACUGUCGGGGCCAGCAAAUCGGCUAAGUUCACCGACAUCCGAACUUCUAAGAACGUGGAGCCGCCGCCUUUGGACGCUGCGAAGUCUGCCGGCGUCCGCGCUGCAUCCGCUACACAUUGGUCGGCCCUCCCCUCGACGACUGAAUUCGCCGCUUCCGUUGGCACUGGGAGAGGCUCGAGUGCCGGUGUUCCGAUCACCGGCGUCAAGUAUAAGUCCGCCGCCAUCCGGACGAAGCCUCCUGAGGCACACGAUGGGGAGCCCGUCCUGCGCAGCGCCACAGGAGCAGAAGUGUCGGAAAUGGGUGCCAAAACGAAGUCCGCCGGAAUCCGCACUUCGGUUUCGUCCAGGGCGACGUCCCUCGACUUUCCUAUGAGGCAGGGGACUGCAUCGACCGUCGGAGAUGGGCAGCCUGCAGAGUUCAAUGCACGGUUGGAUAGCGGGGCGCCGUCUGUGCUCUGCAAUUUUAACUCUGCCGGUAUCCGAACUUGCUGGGGAACGGACCUACAAUCAGAGGUCAUCGGGCGGGCGGAAGAUGAGACGUGUGCGGAGGCAGAGGACUUGUUGACGGGAGUCAACGAGGGGCCGGUGGGAGGAGCUGAUAUGCGCGAGAGGGAUGGGGGGGAGGAAUGGGUACAAGUGGAGGACGGCCAAGAAGAACUUGAAUGGAAAGAAGGUGGGGAAGGAGCGGAAGGGGAGGACGAACGGUCGGGGGGUGGAGAGCUGCCUGCGUUGGCGGCAGAGCACGUGGAGCCUGCGGGGGGAUUUUCGAUAACGCGAUUGCGCCUCGAGUCUUGACGGUUAUGGGUGACAUAUCCUGAGGCUUGGUACCACCUCAUCAUGUUCUAUCUACUUUCGGUGAUGGUCAAGUGGGAAUCAAAGCUAAAGAUCUGC
Molecule: messenger RNA, 4023 nt
Organism: Chara braunii
Lineage: Eukaryota; Viridiplantae; Streptophyta; Charophyceae; Charales; Characeae
Source: the annotation of a GenBank genome assembly